This is a messenger RNA of Linum trigynum, 3040 nucleotides long. NCBI's taxonomy places the organism in Eukaryota, Viridiplantae, Streptophyta, Magnoliopsida, Malpighiales, Linaceae. The record is from the annotation of a GenBank genome assembly.
AAGCCGCGGAAUUAUUUUUCAUUACUGUCCCCUUCGUGGUCGCGCCUUCACCACUAAAAUCUAGGGGUGUCAAUCGGUCGGUUUCGAUUUGACCGAAAACCGAAUUCUCGGUUAUCGAUUAAACCGAGCCACCCUCAAGGGCUUCCGACAACCGACCGUGAGAGAGCUGCGAUUAACCGGCCAAUCGACCGCCCAGUUUUGGUUUUAGGCUUGGUUAGCCGCAUACCAAAAAACUUAGCCAAAACGUUGGCGUUUAGUUCAACCAAAAAAAAAAGUCAUUGGCAUCAACUUCAGAGGCCACACCAACUCAUAUUUCUCUCUCCUUCCUCCAUUUUAGAUCUAUUCCUUCUCUCCUUCCUCAGAGGCCACAUACAUAAUUGUGGUUAGCGGCUUGGGGGAAUUUUCUUGGCGGCAUUGGGAGGGCGACGAGCUGCUGUUGGUGGAGGCGGCAGGGCGACGAGGGUGGAGGCGACGAGGGUCAACGUCGACGAUGGUGGAGACGGCGGGGCGACGAGGGUGGAGGCGGCGCGUUGUUGCCUGGCUGCUACUGGCGGCGGGGCGACGAGGUGGAGGCGGCGGGGCGCUGAGGUGGAGAUUUUUUGCGCUGCUGCGCGAGAAGGGGGAUGUGGUGAGCGGCGAAGGAUUUGGGAGGAGGAAGGAGUCGACAGUGUCAGUCGACACUUAGGGUUAGGGAGGAGGUAUUUUGAAGCGGGGUUGUUUUGGAGAAAGGGAAGGGGUCGGUUAGCCGGUUAACCACCGGUUUCUGACCCCGAUUAGUCGGCUAGCCAAACACCUUUCCAUAUCACCGCCAACCGACCGAUUCAAUCAUAAAUAAUUUUUCGGUUAGCCAAAAGUCGAUCGGUUCAGUUAAAACCGUCCGAUUAACUGCUAACCGAAAACCGUUCUGCCACCCCUACUAAAAUCGGUCGGUCGGUUGACGAACUGAAAAGAAACUACUGAUCCAGCUCUGUGAGAAGAAGAAAAAAAAAAGCCACGAGCUACAGAUCACUAAGAACGAGAAGGAAGAAAUCGGCAAAGCUCUCCGGCUGCCGAAAAUGUACGGCAAAUUGAUUCUCUCCGUUGUCUUCUUCCUCCUCCUCGCGUUCUCCUACUCUAUAUACAUCGGAUCUCUCGACUUCCGCCCUUACUUCUUCACUCUCCUCCCGCAGCAACAAUGAUCCCAGUGGUCAGAAUCGCCGGAUGCUUCUUGCGAUUACGAGCCGCUGAAGGUGUACAUGUAUGAUCUCCCGCGGAGGUUCCACGUAGGGAUGAUGGAUACGGAGGGACCGCAGAACGAGGAGCCCGUGACGGCGGAGAACAUCCCGCGGUGGCCGGCGAACGCCGGGAGGGAGGAGGCGGUGAGGGUUUUGGAUCCGGAGGCGGCGGAUGCUUUCUACGUCCCGUUCUUCUCGUCGUUGAGCUUCAACACGCACGGGCAUAACAUGACGGACCCGGCGACGGAAGGUGAUCGGAAACUGCAGGUUGAAAUAAUGGACAUGCUGCACCACUCUAAGUAUUGGCAGAGAUCUGGAGGCAGAGACCAUGUUAUUCCCAUGACGCAUCCAAACGCCUUCAGGUUUCUCCGGCAAGAGUUGAAUGCAUCGAUUCUGAUCGUUGCAGAUUUCGGGCGCUACCCGAGAUCUCUGUCGACUCUGAGUAAAGACAUCGUAGCUCCUUAUGUCCAUGUUGUUGAUACUUACACAAAUGACACUGCUGAAGAUCCUUACGAGUCUCGCAAAACCCUUCUUUUCUUCCGCGGGAGCACAGUCAGAAAGGAUGAAGGCAAAGUGCGUGCUAACUUGGAGAAGAUAUUACUUGGUCAGGAGCACGUUAGAUAUGAGCGGGGUAGACCUACUACUCAUGCAAUACAAGCAUCGACAGAAGGGAUGCGAUCAUCAAAGUUCUGCUUGCAUCCAGCAGGCGACACUCCUUCAUCUUGCCGGCUAUUUGAUGCCAUCGUCAGCCACUGUGUACCCGUGGUUGUCAGCGACAAAAUCGAGCUUCCCUUCGAGGAUGAAAUCGACUACACCCAAUGCUCGCUCUUCUUCUCCGACUCAGAGGCUCUACAGCCAGGUUUCUUGAUCGAAAAGCUUAGUCAAUUCCCCAAGGAGAAGUGGUUAGAAAUGUGGAGGAACCUCAAGAACAUCUCCCAUCACUUCGAGUUCCAGUUCCCUCCGGCAAAGGGAGACGCGGUGGACAUGCUCUGGAGACAGUUGAGGCGGAAGCUUCCAGGUGUCCAGCUGGCUUUACAUAGAAGUCAUCGAUUGAGAGUUCCUGAUUGGUGGCGGCGAAGAUGACGAUGAUGCAGAACACUGUACUGUACAUUCCUGUUCAUUAGCCAAACUCGUCACACAUUGAUUGUUCGACAAAGGUCUUGAGCUCCCUCAGCAUUAUCACGAUUGGGAAAGAGGAUGCUGCUUUGAAGUGACUUGGGGACAAUCUGGUGAAAGCCAGGUUUAAGCCUCGUCUUCUUUCUGCUUCUUAUGAUUGAAAGUUGCGAGUUUCGUGGAGCAUGAGAUGAUGAAGCGAACUGUACAACACGUCACAGAACUGUAGUUUGUUUUCUUGAGAUCCAGUGUAAUUGUUUCGGCUAACCUCACGGAAUUUGUUUUUGAGAGUUUACCCAUAUAGAGAUAAAGUGCAAAGUUUAAUUUAUUAGAGAGAAGUGUAGUUGUAUGAUAAUAAGAUGUUCUGUUAUUCAAUCCGAGUGCAUUUGCUCUCUGCCGUCGCAGAGUUUGUCAUUCGAGACUGACUGUAUAAGAAGAUUCUACAUUCAAUCCUGUUUUCUUCUCCCAACAGUCAUUAGCAUUUAGCAGGGACGAAGCUCUGCUGAAAUUGGACCUUUCUCAGUCGUGGGACUUGGCUUAGUGGGCUCGGAUUUCAGAUUACGUGGGCCUUCUGCUUCAAGAAAGGAAUCAAAGUAAUAGCCGAUGAUACAGGGCAAUCCUAAUUCAGUUAUUUGCUUUUUAGGGGUUGUUUGCAAUUUGCAUGAGUCAUUUUGUAAAUGAUUCAUUUGUUCAAAUAUAGACGUGUGAAAUGU